Molecule: messenger RNA, 1026 nt
Organism: Auxenochlorella protothecoides
Lineage: Eukaryota; Viridiplantae; Chlorophyta; Trebouxiophyceae; Chlorellales; Chlorellaceae
Product: Histone H3
Exons: 4
Coding region: 1-1026 (341 amino acids)
Cellular component (GO): nucleosome
Molecular function (GO): protein heterodimerization activity; structural constituent of chromatin; DNA binding
Source: RefSeq, a predicted model, not a curated record
AUGGCCCGCACCAAGCAGACCGCCCGUAAGUCCACCGGUGGCAAGGCCCCCCGCAAGCAGCUGGCCACCAAGGCCGCUCGCAAGUCCGCCCCCGCGACGGGAGGAGUGAAGAAGCCUCACCGCUACAGGCCCGGAACCGUCGCCCUGCGCGAGAUCCGCAAGUACCAGAAGUCCACGGAGCUGCUGAUCCGCAAGCUGCCCUUCCAGCGCCUGGUCCGCGAGAUCGCCCAGGACUUCAAGACCGACCUGCGCUUCCAGUCCUCCGCCGUGCUGGCCCUGCAGGAGGCCGCCGAGGCCUACCUGGUCGGCCUGUUCGAGGACACCAACCUGGCUGCCAUCCACGCAAAGCGCGUGACCAUCCAGCCCAAGGACAUCCAGCUGGCCCGUCGCAUCCGCCACGUGCGGGCGGGCUCAGCGCACGCCGCGGUGGGGGACCACGCCGCCGCGGCGGCGGCCUACGCCCGCGCGCUGGAGCUGGACCCCGGGCUGGCGGCCGACCUGGCGCCCGCCCGCGCCGAGCUGGCGAAAGUGGCCACCCGGGCCGCAAGGCGUGCGCUGUGCUGCGGCCAUGAGGGCGCCGUGACCUGCCUGGCUGCGCUGCCGGCUUCAAGGGGUGGCGACAAGGCAGCGCCGGCAUCCCCCCCCACAACCCUGCUCGCCAGCGGGGGCGCCGACGGGAGCCUGCGCCUGUGGUGCCCCGCGACGGGGGCCUGCCUGGGUAAAACCCCUGCGGCCCAUGCCGGGCGCGUGAUUUCGCUGGCGCACGACGCGCGUGCCGGCCUGCUCGCCUCCUGCUCCCAGGACGGCAGCCUGGCGGUCUGGCGCCUGGCCAGCAGCGCGGGCGUGCCACGCCCGGCGCUGGCCCUGGCGGCGCGGCUGACUGUUCCCGGCGCUGCACCGGCGCCCGUCCCCGUACGCGCCUGCUUCCUUCACGACACCGGGCAGCUGGCCGGCAGCUGGUCGGACGGCGCGGACGCGGUGGCCACGGGGUCGGCCGACGGCACCAUCAGUGUCUGGAGGGUUUGA